AUGAACAACCUCGACUGCCACCCGCGCAUCAUGUCUCUCUCCUCCGCUUCAACCCCAUCUUCCAUCCCCACAACUCCCUUCUCGCAGUCUCGCCGUCAAUCCCACGAGUCAGCGCAUGACGCCCACCACUUCGUCAACCAGGAGGAGAAGACGCAGCACAAGCUCAACCUCAGCAUCAAGAAGAUGUGGGAAGGCGUCAAGAAACACGCUGUUGAGCACCACAAGAGCGUCAACGCCGCUUACAUGGCGAGCUAUGGAUACGGUGCUCCCACUAAGACUGUCACUCAGGGCAAGCCGUUGUAG
This is a messenger RNA of Alternaria atra, 303 nucleotides long. RefSeq lists its product as uncharacterized. Bases 1 to 303 code for a protein of 100 amino acids. The record is from RefSeq and is a predicted model, not a curated record. NCBI's taxonomy places the organism in Eukaryota, Fungi, Ascomycota, Dothideomycetes, Pleosporales, Pleosporaceae. The transcript has a single exon.